CGUUUGGAUUAUUUCUCUGCGAGACGUCGACGAGUGAGGAGCAGCUGUAGCAGUGACCCACUUAAAUUAGCCAAUACUUAUAGAAAAAUUUGCAUAUAUUGUUCAAAUCUUUUAUACAACAAACUUAAACCAAAUGGCGUUUCUCAAUAAGCUAGCCGCACCGGCUAUCCGUCAAUUGGUGGCCAGCCGAUCAUAUGCUGCGGUCACCCAUGUAUCACCCACUGGAACAUCCUUUGCUCUGACCGAGGAGCAACAACAGUUCCAGGAAUUGGCACGUAAAUUCACCCGCGAGGAGAUCAUCCCAGUGGCUGCUCAAUAUGACAAAAGUGGCGAAUACCCAUGGCCCAUUAUAAAGAAAGCCUGGGAACUGGGUCUGAUGAACAAUCACAUUCCCGCCGAUUUGGGUGGCAUGGAUUUGGAUGUCUUUACGACAUGUCUGACUGCUGAAGAGCUGGCCUAUGGCUGCACGGGUAUUAUGACAGCAUUAGAGGCUAGCGGUCUUGGUCAAACACCUGUGAUCCUGUCUGGCAACAAGGAACAGAAGAAGAAAUAUUUGGGUCGCUUGAUGGAAGAGCCUUUGGUGGCUGCCUAUGGUGUCACUGAGCCUGGUGCUGGAUCCGAUGUGGGUGGCAUAAAGACACGUGCAGAGAAAAAGGGUGACGAGUACAUUAUCAAUGGCCAGAAGAUGUGGAUCACAAACGGUGGAGUGGCCAACUGGUACUUUGUGCUUGCCCGCACCAAUCCCGAUCCCAAGUGCCCGGCCAGCAAAGCUUUCACCGGCUUCAUUGUUGAGCGUGAUUCGCCCGGUCUGACUCCCGGUCGCAAGGAACAAAAUAUGGGACAACGUGCUUCCGAUACACGUGGCAUUACCUUCGAGGAUGUGCGUGUACCCAAAGAGAAUGUCCUAAUUGGUGAGGGAGCUGGCUUCAAGAUUGCCAUGGGCACUUUCGAUAAGACACGCCCACCUGUGGCUGCUGGUGCCGUCGGUCUGGCCCAACGUUGCUUGGACGAGGCUCUCAAGUAUUCAUUGGAGCGCAAGACUUUCGGUGUUCCAAUUGCCUAUCACCAGGCAGUCCAAUUCAUGCUUGCCGACAUGGCCAUUGGCGUGGAAACCUCCCGUCUGGCAUGGCGUUUGUCCGCCUGGGAAAUCGAUCAGGGACGCCGUAAUAGCUACUAUGCAUCGAUUGCCAAAUGCCAUGCCGCCGAUGUUGCCAACAAGAUUGCCUCCGAUGCUGUACAAAUCUUUGGUGGUAAUGGCUUCAAUAGCGAGUAUCCCGUCGAGAAAUUGAUGCGUGAUGCCAAAAUCUAUCAGAUCUAUGAAGGUACCUCACAGAUUCAGCGUCUCAUCAUCUCAAGAAACAUGUACGAGGCAGCCAAAGGAGGUGCUUCUAGCUAAGCCGAAGAUUAUUACCACCACAACCAUCCAUUCAGCUAAGCAUAGUCAUUCUCAUUCACAAUAAACAAAUAAAUAAAUGGAAAAUAAAUCUAAACAAUAAGGUAAAACAAUAA
Molecule: messenger RNA, 1509 nt
Organism: Drosophila willistoni
Lineage: Eukaryota; Metazoa; Arthropoda; Insecta; Diptera; Drosophilidae
Gene: Mcad
Product: probable medium-chain specific acyl-CoA dehydrogenase, mitochondrial
Exons: 3
Coding region: 134-1396 (420 amino acids)
Biological process (GO): fatty acid beta-oxidation; medium-chain fatty acid catabolic process
Cellular component (GO): mitochondrion
Molecular function (GO): flavin adenine dinucleotide binding; medium-chain fatty acyl-CoA dehydrogenase activity
Source: RefSeq, a predicted model, not a curated record